AACUGGUUAGGUCCUUCUGUAAUGACUGUUUCUGUCUUGCAGGAAAGGAUUUCAUCUGGGAAGCAGAGACAGUAACUGCAAAAUGAGCAUCACUGUCGAUCAGGACACAGACUACGCUGAACUGGUUCUGUAUAUAGGAGAAAUCACACUUGGAGAGAAGACCAGGAAAUCAAUGAAAGAUAGUCAACGGAGAAAAAGAGAGGCCAAAACUUUCCAACAGGCUGUGUGUACCCUGCUGAAUUCUGGAGGAGGUGUGGCCAAGGCUCGCAUUAAAAAUCAAAACUACAACUUCAGCCGAGAUGGAGUAGGACAGGAUUUGGAAAAUUUCUUACCUCAUAUCCUGGAUUUUCCUCAUGAAUACCUAGACUUCAAGCAGGUCAAAGACUACUUUUUCAUGUUUGUGAAAGCAUGGAAGCUGAAACAGAAAGGUCCAGGGAUCACCACCUUGAAAACCAACUUGUACAUCAGAAGCAUCUCAUCCUCAAUUGAACUGAAAGCAGUCAAUGCAGUGCAGUUCCUCAAAUCCAGGAAAUGUUCUAAAGGGAGAUCAGAUUCCAGACUGAGAUCACCUGGACCAAUCGUCUGUAAUGAAGUACUAAAUGAAUGUCUUAAGUUGUUUAACAGAGACUGUUUUACCUAUAAAGAGAAAUUCUGUUUCACUAAAGCCACACAUGCUGAAGUAAAAUUGACUCCUAAGAAAAACAUUUUAGAAAACCUCCCUCAAAUUGUUUCUUCAUUUGCAAACACGGAUGGGGGAUAUUUGUUCAUUGGUUUGGAUGGCAAAACCCAGCAAAUUAUUGGCUUUGAAGCAGAGAAGAGCGACCUUGUGCAUCUAGAGAGUGAAAUAGAAAAGUGCAUCCGACAGCUGCCUGUCACUCACUUCUGUGAGGAGAAGGAGAAGAUCAAGUACACGUGCAAAUUCAUGGAAGUGCACAAACCCGGAGCUGCGUGUUCAUACGUGUGUGCGCUCAGAGUGGAGAGAUUCUGCUGUGCAGUGUUCGCUGCAGAGCCCGAAUCCUGGCACGUGGAAGGCAGCUGUGUGAAGAGAUUUACCGCAGAGGAAUGGGUGAAACGCCAGAUGGAUGGCCCAGCAUGUUUCUCCAAGCAAGAUAAAGGCCCUCUUCAGUCAAGCCGACUGCCACACAGUCCCCAUAGCUGCUCUCCUUCUGACAAUCCUGAUGCUCUUCAGCAGAGUGCUCGCCUUCCAGCGAUAUCUGGAAAGGUGAUUGGCUCUCCAGAAGCCCUCUGCGGGAAACUGGUCUCACCACAGGAAGCGCAUGAGCAGUUGCUCUGGGCACAGUUGGACUCGCCUCCUAAUGGAACGCUGGUCGUCACUAAGAGAUGGGCUUUGGAUCUACCCUUGCAAGACAAGCACGGAGUCAUCUUGGAUACGCUUCAGAUUUCCCAGGACAGUCUCCUGACCCUGCAUGGCUUUGUCCUGGGAGAUGAAGACCUGGAAGAUGACAGCACUCUUCUGAGGGAACUAGGCGCUGAGUUAAAGGGCUAUUAUAGACAAACCGCCCUAACACUAAAGCAGACGUUGGCAAACCAUGGUAGUUACACUGAGAAAAUAGGUAUCGCGAUAAAGAUAACAUAUUUGGGUCAUAAUAAGGCAGUGUCCCUUUAUGAUUCAAGCUCGAAAAUAUAUUACCCCACAAACUAUUAUCUGACAACCAAGACAGCAAUAGACUUAGAAAAAGCUCUUGCUGAAAUCUUAGGGAGUCGUGAAUCUUUCUACAGUUUACCUAGGCAAAACUGUAGUGAUCAUUUUAUCUUUGCGUUUUUAAAAACAUGAAGUUAUAUAGUUUACUCUUUGAAGAAUUAUCCUAAAUCCUGUUCAAGCCUGGCUUUGACAUAA
Molecule: messenger RNA, 1858 nt
Organism: Rattus rattus (black rat)
Lineage: Eukaryota; Metazoa; Chordata; Mammalia; Rodentia; Muridae
Product: schlafen family member 12-like
Exons: 3
Source: RefSeq, a predicted model, not a curated record